Messenger RNA from Pseudopipra pipra, 3006 nucleotides. RefSeq names its product ecdysoneless cell cycle regulator (gene ECD). The record is from RefSeq and is a predicted model, not a curated record. The transcript has 13 exons. Gene Ontology annotation, cellular component: nucleus. The coding region runs from base 1 to 2121 and encodes 706 amino acids. NCBI's taxonomy places the organism in Eukaryota, Metazoa, Chordata, Aves, Passeriformes, Pipridae.
AUGGCGAUGGGGGCCGGGGGAGCGGGGCCACUCACGGCUGCACCGGCUUGCGCGCGUAUCGCGAUAUCAUCCUCAGCGCCGCCGCCCCGCCGCCAUCGCGCCGCUCCUCCCGCGGGGGCGGAGCGCGGCCGCGCCGCGAUGGAGCCGAUCGGCCGGGCUGCUGUGAUGGAGCCGCUCGGCCGGGCUGCUGUGAUGGAGCCGCUCGGCCGGGCUGCUGCGGUGGGGCCGCUGGGCCGGCCCGCGCUGCCCGAGGACGCGGUGCGGUACCGCCUGUUCGCGCCGGGCCCCGGCGGGCAGGAGCUGCUGCGGCGCUGCGCUGAGGCGGCCCUGGUGCGGCUCGCCCCGCUCCUGGCCGCCUACGUGUGGCACCGGCAGCCGUUCCGCCUGCGCUACGAGCCGGCCAGGGGCGAGAUCCCGGAGCACAUCGGCGGCACCACCCUGUUUGGGGACAACGUGGAGGACGAGUGGUUCAUCGUCUACCUGGUCCGGGAGAUCACCAGGGACUUCCCGGGGCUGGCAGCCAGGAUCGAUGACAACGAUGGAGAGUUUCUUCUGAUAGAAGCAGCUGAUUUUCUCCCAAAGUGGCUGAAUCCUGAGAAUAGCGAAAACAGGGUGUUCUUUUACAAAGGAGAGCUGCACAUCAUUCCUCUGUCAGAGCCUGGGGAGCAGGAAUGGGACCUGUCUGCUCCCUGUCCAACAGUCUCAGAGGCACUGGCACUGUUAUCCACCCGUGCUGAGGAGUUCCUGGCUGCAGAGCCCAUCAGAGCUGCCGUGUACAAACGCAUUGAGGGGUAUCCCGAGAAGCUGCAGGCCUGCUUGCACCGAGCCCGGUGUUACGUGCCGGCGGGCAUCGCGGCGGUGCUGCGGCAGCGCCCCUCCCUGGUGGCCGCCGCAGUCCAGGCCUUCUACCUGCGGGACCCGGCGGAUCUACGGGCCUGCCGUCGCCCUUUCCAGACCUUCCCUGCGGACCAGCGCGUGAUGACCGUGGUUACCUUCACACGGUGUCUGUAUGCACAGCUGGCGCAGCAGAAGUUUGUUCCAGACAGACGCAGUGGAUACACACUGCCCGCCCCAGCUCACCCUCAGCACAGAGCCCAUGAGCUGGGCAUGAAGCUGGCUCAUGGCUUUGAAAUUUUGUGCUCCAAGAGCAGCAAAGUAUCUCCUGAUUCCAAGAGAAAUGUGCUCAGUGGUCCCCUGUGGGAGAGAUUCCUCAGGAGCCUGAAGGACAAGGAUUAUUUCAAGGGAGAAAUGGAAGGGUCUGCCAAGUACUCAGAACUCCUGCAUAUGGCAGAGGAUUAUUUCCAGCAAUCUGUUACCACUCCAGAAAGCUCUGUUGAAGUGAGCCCAGGGGAUGAAAUCUUGGCCUUGCUACAGACAACACCCAUUGAUUUGAAGGAAUUUGAGAGAGAAGCAGCUUGUCUUCCUCCAGAGGAUGAUGACAGUUGGCUGGAUAUUACACCAGAUGCUCUGGAUCAGAUGCUGAAGGAGGCAGGAAAUGAGUCCCUUCCUUCCGCAAACGAGGAAGAGCAGAAAUACGCCUUGGAAGCAGUUGCUGAGAGCAUGAAGGCCUUUGUGUCCAAAGUCUCCACACACGAAGGAGCAGAAAUGCCAUGGUCAUCUGACGAAUCCCACGUUACCUUUGACGUAGAUUCUUUUACAAAAGCCUUAGACAGAAUUUUAGGGGCAGACUCAGAGGAGCUGGAUUCUGAUGAUCUGGAUGAAGAGGAGGAGUUUGGUUUCUCGGACGAGGAUGAUGAAGACUCAGGUGCUGGAAAUGAAGGGCAAGACCAGAAGGUAUCACCUGAUGAGCUCAUAGGCAGCCUCAAGUCAUACAUGGAUCAGAUGGACCGUGAGCUGGCACAGACCAAUGUUGGGAAAAGUUUCACCACCCAAAAGAAAGGGGCAAGUUCUGUUAAAGCAGCUCCAUCUGAGAGUGCUGGCCCUGGCUGUGGAGCUGAAGACCCAGAUUUGGCACCAGUUGAUGUGGAUAUGAACCUGGUAGCCAACCUGCUGGAAUCCUACAGUGCUCAGGCUGGCCUGGCAGGACCCACCUCCAACAUUUUACAGAGCAUGGGAGUGUAUUUACCUGAAAACACAGAUCGCUGUGCCUCGAGCAGUUGAGCAGCACGGUGAGAGACUGUAUUAACUGAGAAGACAUGGCUGGUGGAGAAAUGAAGCACAGACAGACCAGCAGGAUGUGGAAGAAGACACAAGAGCUUUCCAGUGCUAACACAGAAAACUGAGAAAUGAUGUUGGGACCUGAAUGAGACUUUUAUUACAAAACCUGUCUUGGAUUUUUCAAGCCAAUGAUCCGAUCUGCCAUCAUUAUAAAAUGCCCUUUUACCUGUUACAGGGUGGCUUCAGUAUCUGGAAAGCAGUUUGUGUUCUGAAAAUGCUGCUGCCUUCAGGGGCAGCUGGGGAAAUACCGUGUUGCAGGAACAUCUCGUGGACUUGGGAAUGCUGGUUAAAUGUUCAGCAGACAUUUGAUCCUUCCCAAAAGCACAGUGCUUCAUUGUAAGAACUUCUGAUAAUUACUGUAAGAGUCUGGACCUUAUUAACCAGGAGGGUUUGCAGAGUAAUUGGAUCAAAUAUGUAAAUAUUGGCUAGAAGUAUUUUUAGAGUUUAUUUCAGUAAAAGCAGAAAUACAACUCGGUGGCUGGAGAUGUUUUUUUCUUUUCCUUUGAAGGUAUGCAGGACUUCCUCAGUGCAGUAUCAGAACUUCUGGAGUUAAAGCAUUUUCACAAUUGGGCAUUUUCUGAAUUCCAUUAUUGCUGGAUGUUGGCAUCAUGCCAGCAGUAGCUGUGUGUGAGCUGUGUGAGCUGAACAGGCUGAACAGUUUAGGUUUGUUUUGCAGUGAAAAUGUAGCUGGAAGGUGUGUGCAGCGUGUUGCUUUCACAUGGAAUCAGAAAUCUGUUCUAGAUAUGACGACUUUACCUUUAACAAGAUACAUUUGAAUUAAAAUUCUUGAUUUGCAGGCAGUAAGAACACAGUCCUGCCAGGUCUGAA